Molecule: messenger RNA, 924 nt
Organism: Venturia canescens
Lineage: Eukaryota; Metazoa; Arthropoda; Insecta; Hymenoptera; Ichneumonidae
Exons: 1
Coding region: 414-833 (139 amino acids)
Source: RefSeq, marked provisional
GACGUUUGAAAGUAGAGCACAACAGAAUGUGGUUGGAUAACUCGCUGGGAUAUAAUCACAAACGCAGAAAAAACACGAAAACGAACUGGUGACUUUUUCAAAUGCACGAUAUGAUGAUGCAGUUGCACAAUUGUUUCAACACUUCGAGAUAAGAGUUUGAAAGAUUUGUCACUUAAGCACGAACUGCCGGGCAUUAUCAAAAGCAUUCGUGUCUACGCUCACACAGGAACUUAGUAUUCGGUCGUAUAAUCUCGAAGAUUCAUAGGAAGAUUUUUUGGAUGUUCUUCGAAAACCUUGGAACGAAAAACACAACGGUGAUCAAAGCAUUUCAUCUCAAUCAUCUAUUCUAUACUGUAUCAUAAAAUAGUAUGUUCUAUUAAUUGGCUGUUUGGGCUGAAAAAAACUUAUCGAGAAUGGGAUUACUUGGUGCCAGUUCACGCUUACAAUGGAUGGUUUCCUCCGAUUGUAGCCAUCUCCCGCGGAACUACAAGGUUUCAUCAAUCAUUGUAAUUUUGUUGGCUUUCAUCACUUUAGUAGUAAUGCUUGCUGCAACAAUUUACAACAUCGUCAACACCUCGCAGCUCGGAGGUUCACCUGAUUCAUUUAAUUCGAAGUACAAGGAUGAUGUUGAAGACGUACAGAAGGCUCUUAGUUAUCUGAGUAUAGCCAGCGUUGUGUUGACAACGCUGACACUUGCAGCUUUAUUGUGGAAGUACUCUGCAGCGUCAAAAAUGGCCAAAAAAUGUCUGCAAUCCCCGCCUGCUGCGCUAGAGCGAUUUGAUAUCCAAGAGCCAAUACCUUGGAACAAGGAAUUGUUCAAUGAAUCACAAUAGAAUUCCAACUCUGUUUAUGGAAAGUUGGACUAAUCGGAGGAAGCUGAAGUGGGCUUGUGUAAUGAAGAAUGGCGGUUGGGAUUAUAUUUUU